Messenger RNA from Closterium sp. Naga37s-1, 792 nucleotides. NCBI's taxonomy places the organism in Eukaryota, Viridiplantae, Streptophyta, Zygnematophyceae, Desmidiales, Closteriaceae. The record is from the annotation of a GenBank genome assembly.
AUGACACGUGCAACACGGCAAAAAGAAAAGGAGGAGAAACAGGCCGGACGUCGCGUGACGAGGAGGCUGUCUCAACAGACCGAUAGGGAGGGUGGUGGCAGCUCCAAAGGUACUAAUGCAUCCGCCGCGCGUGGCAGAGUGGUGAAAAAAUUGGCGGGAAAAAAGGCCGCGUUUGGACAGGAGAAGUCCGGCAAGAAGGCGGAAGAGAAGGAGAAGACUGCUACUACUGCCACAUGGAGCGUGAGUCUUGCAGUCCCGUUGGCGGAGAGAGAGGGGUCGGCGACAGGGGGAAACCACGGCGACUCUGCCCGCGCCGAGCAUGGCGCAACCCAGGAGUCCGAGGCGGAGGCAUCCCAACACGGACUGACGCUGCUCCAGCCGACCGUGGUCGAAGUUUCUGCUGCCGUGGUGGAUAAGGCCAAGGCGGGGGAACACAGCAUCGCCGACGUAGAACAGUAUGACACCGCCGUGCCCGGGGACAUCAAUACGCGGUCGAAGAGGCGGCAGACAAGCAGCGGUGCUGACGACGCCGGUGGUGCGGAAGUUGGGACAACGCGAGGCGCCAGGGAAGCAAGUGGCCAGGCGACGGGUCAUGCAUUGCGCAAGCAGGGCCGACCCGCAGCGAGGAGAACAUCCGGCGGAAGGAGGGGCAAGAAAGAUGAGGGGAAUGCGGGGGAUGAGGAGGAGGAGGCUGAGGAGGAGGAGGAUGCGGAGGAAGAGGAGGAUGAAGAGGAUGCGGAGGAGGAGGACGCGGAGGUUGGGGAGGAAGAAAAGGAUGAGAAUGAUGACUAG